Stylophora pistillata is the source of this 3414-nucleotide messenger RNA. RefSeq names its product exocyst complex component 4. Gene Ontology annotation, cellular component: exocyst. Gene Ontology annotation, biological process: Golgi to plasma membrane transport; exocytosis. The record is from RefSeq and is a predicted model, not a curated record. NCBI's taxonomy places the organism in Eukaryota, Metazoa, Cnidaria, Anthozoa, Scleractinia, Pocilloporidae.
UUCAUUAGUGAUAAUGCAGAAAGAAGAGAUAUUGAACGAGAAAGGUUGCAACAUGAAUUGAACGAAUAUGAUGAUAAGCUAAAUAGACUAGUCGAAGCACACCAGGAUCACUUGAAAUCAAGCAUUCAAACAUUUACUGGAAUUUCAACAAGAAUUUUAGCAUCUCUUGUGAAAGUUAAAGCUCUAAGAGACAAUUUGUUAGCAUGCAAGUCAUUACUGCACUGCAAGAGAGAAGAAUUGAAGAAGUAUUGGAUGGAUGGCUUGGAGUACAAUGAAGUCUUAAAUCUUUUAGAUAGAAUAGAUCAAGUGAAGAAUGUCCCCGAACAGAUUGAGAAAUAUAAGAAAAAGAAAUAUUACUUGCAUGCUACAGAGCUUCUUGUAUCUACAGUUUCUCUACUUGAGGGAAGUUUGUCUGGAGUAGAGGCACUGAGACAUCUUCGUCUUGAUUUGCAGUCACGCAAAAAGGUGGAGCAUGAGUUGCUGAUUAAAGAAUUGACCACUCAUCUGUACUUGAAGUCAGAGAAAAGCCGAGAAAAGCGAGCGAAACUGGUGGCAUACAUGACAGACAGUGCUGCUUUGGCUGUAAAAGAAUCAUCAUCCAGUAUUGGUUCAUCUGGAGGACUCUUUAAAAAGUCCCAUUCCCGCACUGCCUCAAGAUCACUGAAUCUUUCUGAAACAACAUCUACAGAUGAUUCUCUCUCUUCAACUGAGGCAAUUAAGAAGCGAAUGAAGAUAGAGAUGUCAUUGAUUAUCCAUAGAGCUACAACACUUGUUACUAAAAGAUUUUACCAAGCAUUUCUCAAUUCUGAUGGAUAUACCAUUCUUAGUUCAGAAGUGAAGCAAGCUGACUCUCCCUCGUUUUUGUGUUUAGGAGAUACCAAUAUUUACACCAUUGACGUUGUUUGGUCUGAGAUUCAAUUUGCUAUCCAAGUAUUGCUUAGUGACUACCUAGAUGUUCAAAACACUGCAACACAGCAAACCUCAGUGACCUUUUCUGAGUCAUCAAGUGCGACCGGAAACAGUGAAUCGGAAGAGUCACCGUGUGGAAUGUCCACGGCUAAAUUGACGCCAAUGUAUCGUUUUGAAGGUUCUUCGUCAGCGAUCAGUAUGAAUACCUACAUCAGGGAGAGACGCCAAGAAUGCAUGGCUGGGACUGCGAAUGAAGAUGACGAUGACACUUAUGGUGAGCCGCUACACAAUACCAAGCCACAGCUGUUAUGUAAACCAAAUCCAAGGAAUAUAACAGUUGUGUUCUGCCCUCUGAUGUCCUUUGUCGGUGAAAUAGAAUCAGCUAUAAAGAUACACGGAGAGAUGAGGUGCACUCUGUAUGGUUUUAUCACCGACUAUGUGAAGGAUAUUUUCAUUGAGGAAAUCCUGUUUCAUAUUACUGAGAAGUUGAAGGAGGUAACCCUAGACACGGAUACAUUUAGAAGAACCACUGAUGCAAACAUUUUGAAGCUUUUGGGAGCAACCAGACCCCUUCUACAGAGCACCGCUACAGUAGAACAACUGAUACAGGAUCUGAAGAAUCUUAUGCACAGCUUACCAAACUACUCGCCUCAGUUUGUUGAAAUGGUUUCCAAAAUGCUGACGAUUUUCAAGGAUCGAUGUUAUGAGACAUACAAAGCUCUGCUGAAAUACAGCGCGGAAGGUGACAAAAACACUCGUGUUUUCAGCGCCAACUGGACGAAAGACGAGGAUAUCAGUCGCUGCUUGAGAUCCUUGCCAAACUGGCCUGGCCCUCAACAACACCACUCACAUCGACAAAGAAAGGAAGAUGGAGAACAGGAUAUUGAAGCUGUAAGGAAAAGAAAUCAAAAGGAAACAGACAUACUGACUGACAAUCUGGCCAACCAUCUUCUGAACGAUUCUGAAGUGCUGUUUGAAGCACGUGAUCACAGAACACUGGCAAACCUUCAAGAGAGCAUGGAGUGGCUGGCAGGUCACAUACGAGGUUUUACCACAAGUUUAAGAGCGCAGUCCACUGAUAUAAACCUCAUAACAACUGAGUCACAGGAGAGAAUCAAACCGAGAGAAGUGCAUGACGGGUAUGGAUUUGCCUACGUUUAUGGUAGAAAUUGGCAAGAAAUCCCGCCUGUCUCCCAGGAAAUCCUCCAAUCACUUACAACGCUGGCAGAAGAUUUUCAAAACAUCUCGGAUUCUUGUUUGCUAGUGCUUCAUCUGGAGAUUAGAUGCCAUUGCUUUUAUUUCCUGAUGCGGGCUGUGCAAGAGUCUAAUUACAUGUGCAAUUCAAACGCCAUGGACCCGGAUGUGAACGUGAAUAAUUUGAACAAGAGUUUGUCAUCGUUUGAAGAGAUUGCAACGGCUUGCAUGGGAAACUACAAGUUUAGAUACCUGUUUGAGGGAGUGGGUUUCCUCGUAUCUUCUAUUCUCGUCUCGAACGUUUCGGAUAUAAAGAGAAUUAACCAGAACGGGAUUAAGAAAAUGUGCCGUAAUAUCUUCGCUAUUCAACAAAACUUGACGAACAUCACCAUGUCUCGGGAGGGGGACCUAGAUCGAGCCAGACAGUAUUAUGAACUGUUAUACUCCAACUCGGAUGAAAUCUUAACGUCCAUUGUGGAGCAAGGCGCCAAGUUUUCCCAAAUGGAGUAUGCUGACCUUUUGUCACUGAAGGCGCGUAGUCAGACGGUCCGAGAUAACAGUGCGCAUGAACAGCGACUGGAAAGACUGAAAGAAAUCUUCAACAAGUAAAUUAUAAGGUCAAAGCCUGGGUGAAAAAUUACAAAAAUCCAUUUUCAAAUCAACAAAAUUUUUAAAAAACUGAGUUGAAAGUGUUAUAUUAAUGAAAUAUAACUUUCUUAGCCAAGUUUGCAAAUUGAAACUUUUGUUACUAUAUAUUUUUGUUUUUCAUGUUUUUGUCCUCACGGAAAGGCCAAUUAUCUCAGGAAUUUUUCUUUAAUAAACACCUCCCCGUCAAGAUUGUGCUUUUUAAACUUGACUAGAAAACUCAGACAAGGACCAAAGUAACGUAGACGUCCCAAUUCUUUAAACGAUGGAUGGUAAUCUCAAAUUGGUGGGCAUAGUUGCUAUAUUGAACGAUUAAUGAAAAGGAACCAUUGUUAUUUUGUUAUUGCUUGAGCGGAACUUAAAUUAUCAUCUCGAUAAACAGCUAUUUCAGUUUGUCAUUUAGUUCAUUUGUUGUUUUGUCAUUGAAGUUAGUUGAAGUAUCAGCAUAAAACAUCGACCGAACUCUACCUUUUAGGGUUAAAGGUAACAGUGGAAGAGAUAAUUUGAUGUCUGUUGGACAUCGUCGUCAAAUAAUAAAGUGAAAUAAUAGUACAGAACAAGCUUUAUGCACUAACUAAAACCGCAAAAGAUUAAAGAAACGGACAGUUCCUUAGUUGUAAGUAUUUCAUCAACAAAACAAAUGAAAACAAUUCUUUGAAAAACUGU